GUUCAACCGUUUCUGAAUCACCGCGAUUCAACCAGAAGAAGCCCCAUGUCGUUAAGCACUCCAUCCAAAAGAGACCAUGUACCCAAACUUCCGUUGUUAUCCUGUCCUGUUGCCAAAUUGCCCCAGGAGACGUUGGACCAAAUAAUUGACCACGUCGCGUCUUCCUACAACCACUUGGAAUUUCUCGUACGGAGGAACACGAAUGUCCUGCUCGCUUGUGCGCUGACAUGCCGCGCUUGGAGGGAUCGAAGCGUAUUUCAUCUGCGAGCCAACAAACAUCGAUCCGUCUGGGUCGCAGAAUCGAGAAACGCCCUUGAUGAGGUUACCCAGCAAUAUGGAUGUCGCCCAGAUUUAGCCACGUUCACGCAAAAGCUUACGAUUGAAGGCAUGCAUGUCGAACCGAUGAGAUUCUACGACUCCGAAUGCCGUCGACUUCUGGAUAUUUUCCCCAACGUUCACGAAGUCACAUUGUGCAACGUAAUUGCGCCGCCGCCGGUGAUGCGAUGGACCACCUUUCAUAGACAGUACCUGAACGUGACCUCACUGCACCUCGACGCUGUUCAGCUACCUACCUGCCGAUACUUCGCCGCCCUCCUACACUCGUUCCCUCAUCUGGAGGCAUUGCAUCUAACAGAGGCCUUCUGGCAAUGUGAUGGCCAUCAAUGUGUCGAUGAGCGAGAGCAGUCAGAUGGCGUUUCCGUCACGGCUCAUAGCUUGACCUUCGUUGAUCAGGACGAUGACGUAGGCUGCGGGGAGAAUGUCAGUCGACCAAGACUCCGAGAAUUAUCGAUGGUCCGAAGUAACGGCCAUAUGCAUGAGUUGCGUUGCCUGCCCUAUUUCUUUGAUCUACGCUUCCUCAUACGGUUGCGGGUUUCGUGUCCGGCGGACGCGACGGGAUGCCUUGUCAAUAUGAAUGAUCCGACUGUCAGCAGCAUAGUCACAGAAGCCGGCGACUCUCUUGAGAACGCAAGCUUCAUUAUCCCAGGUAUUGAGGAAGAUUUCUUGAUAUAUGCUAUACUCCCUAGCGCUAUCAGCUUGAGAAGCAACACAAGUUUUUCGACACUACGAAUUGGCUGGGUUGAUUUGCGUUGUCUGCCGCAGCGUGUCCCAGACUUUUCGUGGAUUCCUACGAUGCUUUCAGCAAUCGUGUCGACUCGAUUCCAACGAUUUUACUUACACAUCAAGGCAGACAGUGCCGACCAGUUGCAGUACGUGGAAUGGGCAAGAAUCGACGAUAUCCUCAGCGGGCCUGUCUUUUCAUGUCUUGAGGCGUUUGAGAUAUUGUAUCGAGGAAUGUAUCAUGUAUUGACCACGGCAAACCAUCCAGCCUCCGCAGUCAUUGAGCAGCUGAUGCCAAAGCUUGUAGCUCGCAAUGUGCUCAUAGUUAGUGAGACCAUUGAAUGAAAAUACCAUUUACGGUGGUGUCGCGUUUCU
Somion occarium is the source of this 1434-nucleotide messenger RNA. The record is from the annotation of a GenBank genome assembly. Lineage: Eukaryota; Fungi; Basidiomycota; Agaricomycetes; Polyporales; Cerrenaceae.